AUGUCGAUCACUGAUGAAGACCUCCAGUUUAUGGCGGACGGUUUGUGGCAAGAUGCACUUCUGCCUGACAUAACCGACAUCUACGGAAUUGACAUGGGCACGGCCGGUGAGGCGAUUGAGACACCUGGGGACAGGUUGCUGAACCCGCCCGAGACCGGCAGAGGCAAUGACAGAGCGAAAUCGUCUUCAAGCAAGAAAGUAUCGCCUGCCACAAAACCCGUCAAGACCUCAAAGAGCAAGGUCAAGCAAUCUAAAGAUGAGGGAGCGCCUCCAAUGCCCGACCUCUACCUCUCCUCGCCCGUCGAAGUCCGGCCCAAAAAGGGCGGCAAGAUGAGCAAGUCCAUGAAGGGUGCAUCGCAGAACGAGUCUCAGAGAGGUAGGCCACACGGUCCAGCCAAGCCACACAAACCAAACGCCAUGUUUCCGGAACUGGAGACCGACAAUGGCGACCCCUACGAACUGCCAAUCUCGCCCAAGUCAAACUACAGACCUCAGGAUACUGUUGGAAUUGAGAAAAGAACAAGCAACAAAAGCACAUCACCAGUGGCCGUACCCAAGCCAUCCAGCCCUGUCGGAGGACUGAUCCCUUCGGCCAAGCAGCCUGUCAAGAAUCAGAAGCGAGUUGCAAAGCGGUCGUUUCUCGACCCUCCCUCCACGCCGCUGCAAUCAGACACCAAAGUGGCCACAACCCAGAUGCCGCUGCCUAAUCCUACUACAAAAGAUACAAACCCUGUUGUCCCAGCCACCAAGUCGGUGCGGAAGCCCAAGGCUACCAAGAGGCCGGCACCUGCAAAGAAGGCAGCAAAGCCCAGAGAGACCAAGAAGAAGACAGUUGCCCGUCCUCCUCCCGUCAAAGAAAAGAAGGUGGGGCACGCAGAAGACAAGUACCACAUUCAAGAUGGCACUGUCUCCGCAGAGAACAAGAAUACGGAGAAUGAGAACAUCACUAAGAAGCUUCGGCCGCGUAGUGAGCGUGCGCCUAUUAUGAUUAGCUCAGACUCGGCGAGCAGCUACGAGAAAGAUGGCUACGAGUCGGAUGUCGCCUUUGUCCCUGAUACCGGCAUGACAUCCAUCACAACUCCUGUUGCACAGAUGGAUCCCCCUGAUUCAGUUGCGAAACUACUGUCCAAGCCGGUGACGGACAGGUCUGUGGCAGCAUCCUCGGGACGGCCAAAGCACGACGAAGUCUCCGCUGAUGCCAACCACAAGAAUGCCAGCACUCGCAAGUCUGUCAAGGUCAAGAAGGAGAUGAUGAAUGAUGGCGAGGAAUCUGUCAUUCGUGGCAGGCAGCUUUCUCGCAGUGUGCAGUCUCUGGAAAUGCAAAAUUCGCACCAAAAGCGCCAGAGAUCACCUUCCGCCGCACCAGAUCAUCGCGCAGCACCAAAGAAACAGAGAGCGGAGCCGGUUCGCACCGAAUCCCGGGUGCGCAACGUGCUCCAGCAAAUGGCUGUGCCUAAAGAUCCCUUUGUCGAAGAGAUGGACGAGAAUGAGCCAAAUCGGACGCGCUUUACGGCCAAAUUGCUUCAAAGCGCCGCUCCGCCUGUGCAACCAGCUCAGCCUUCAACGCAGACAGCACCGCGCUACGAUAAGCAGCACCACGUUGCACAGCACAAGUCGCACCAUGUUGCACCCAUGCCUCAGGUGCCGCCGAGCUCUCAACCUGAUGGCCCUUGCCAGGCAAAGUCCAAGCCUGUCGAUUCGGAUGGCAUCGCGCGUGAGAUGAUGAAGCUUCUCGCUGCCGGGGCGAACGACAGCCCUGGCCGGGCGCAAACUGCCAGGGACAUUUGGCUGGAGGAGAUGGACCCAUACAAAGAGACAGGCCAAAUCAUGGGCUAUGUUUGCAAGACCAUCCUUCGCUUCCUCAAGUCCAAAGAAGCGGCCAUCGAAGAUGUGGCCGAAGAGUAUCAGCAGCGCGGAGCAGCCGUCCUCGCCCGCAUGGGUGCCCUACACGGACGUGAGCGCUGUGCCCUCAUCCAUACCUUUGAACAGAGCCGGCAGAGGUCGCUUGCUGUUUUUGAAGCCGCACAGCGCGACGUGCACAUACUAGCGGCUCGGCUCGAGCGACUGAAUCUGGCCCCCGUGAUCCAGGACGUGCUGGCUGAUAAUGCCGGCUCCCGGCUGCGCUUGUUGCAGGCCGAGAUGGUGUAA
Sporothrix brasiliensis 5110 is the source of this 2148-nucleotide messenger RNA. RefSeq lists its product as uncharacterized. NCBI's taxonomy places the organism in Eukaryota, Fungi, Ascomycota, Sordariomycetes, Ophiostomatales, Ophiostomataceae. The transcript has 3 exons. The coding region runs from base 1 to 2148 and encodes 715 amino acids. The record is from RefSeq and is a predicted model, not a curated record.